This is a messenger RNA of Medicago truncatula (barrel medic), 1390 nucleotides long. Its product is annotated as WAT1-related protein At1g25270. Gene Ontology annotation, molecular function: transmembrane transporter activity. The transcript is spliced from 7 exons. Gene Ontology annotation, cellular component: membrane. NCBI's taxonomy places the organism in Eukaryota, Viridiplantae, Streptophyta, Magnoliopsida, Fabales, Fabaceae. The record is from RefSeq and is a predicted model, not a curated record. The coding region runs from base 58 to 1245 and encodes 395 amino acids.
ACUAAUAUUGUACGUGAUAUAUAUAUAUAUAUAGAAAUAUAUAUUGAAGAAAAGAAAAUGAGAGAUAUAAGGAAAGUAGUGCAUGGAUUGAAGCCAGCCAUGAUGAUGUUGAUGGUUCAAAUUGCAUUUGCUUCAGUAAAUGUCCUCUACAAAUUUGCUAUAAACGAUGGAAUGAGUGUUAGGGUUCUUACAGCUUACCGUCUCAUUUUCGCAGCAGCUACCACUAUUCCACUUGCUCUUAUUUUUGAAAGGAAGAAUAGACCACAGUUGACUUGGAGGGUAGUUUUUAUGUCAUUCUUUUGUGGUCUAUUUGGGGGAAGUUUAUUCCAAAACCUUUAUUUUGAGUCAUUGGCGUUGAUAUCGGCAACAUUUGCUUCAGCGGUUUAUAAUCUCAUUCCUGCCGUCACUUUUAUCUUAGCCGUUUCUUUUGGUUAUGAAAGAUUGAAUUUCCAAACGGCAGCAGGCAAAGCUAAGGUGUUGGGAACAAUAACAGGAAUUGGAGGGGCAAUGUUGUUAACAUUUCUCAAAGGUGUUGAAAUUAAUAUAUGGACCUUCCACAUUAACCUCUUGCAUAAGGGAAAAAAUGGAACACUAGAUGAUAACUCCGGUAGCAAAUUGCUGGGUAUUUUUUUUGGUCUUGGAAGUUGCUUCUGCUUUGCCUUAUGGCUCAUCAUUCAGGCUAAGAUGAGCAAAGAGUACCAAGGACAUUAUUCAAGUACAGCAUUGAUGUCUUUAAUGGGGGCAAUUCAAGCAACUCUUUUUGCCCUUUGUGUUGAGAAGGAUUUGAGCCAAUGGAGGUUGGGUUUGAGUAUCAGGCUUCUAACUUCAGCAUAUUCCGGAAUUGUUGCCUCUGGAAUAAUGGUUAUCGUCAUUGCAUGGUGUGUAGGGAUAAGAGGUCCACUAUACGCCUCUGCCUUCAAUCCUCUGAUGCUUGUACUUGUGGCCAUUGCUGGUUCUUUGAUGUUGGAUGAGAACCUAUACUUAGGAAGUGUAAUUGGAGCAAUUCUAAUAAUGAUUGGACUGUACAUGGUGUUAUGGGGCAAGAGCAAAGAAACGAAAAAAGAGACUCAUUUAGAAAUCACUUCAGAACUCCAAGAAAUUCAGGUUGUUGUCACGUCCACCAUAGUAGAUCAUGAUUGUAGCAACAACAACAACACCAAUUGUAAGAGCAUCAUUGUUGACAUGGAUAAUAAACAUGAAUAUGAUAACUCAUCAAAAGGUGAACAAGAAGGACAAGGAACUUAAAGAAGGGGAAGAUAAGAAUUGGUUUCAAACCCUCAAGUGAAGCUUGAAUGAUGGCCUAAAAUGUGUAAAUAAGAAUAUUCUAAAUUGACCUAUUCCUGUAUUAAUAUGUUUUAGUUAAUUUUACAAUCUAAUUUUGUUCUUUGAA